GAAAGAUCUCUUCCUCCACUUUCAAUCAUAAAACAUGGCUGAAAUACAUGAUCAGUUCGAUACCAUCCUUAUUCUUGACUUCGGUUCGCAGUACAGUCACCUCAUAACAAGGAGAUGCCGCGAGUUGAACGUAUACGCAGAGCUGAUGCCGUGUACAUCGAGGCUAGCAGAUCUCAAGUUCAAGCCUAAAGGGAUCAUCCUCUCUGGAUCUCCGUACUCUGUAUACGACGACGACGCACCUCACGCUGACCCCGGUAUUUACACUCUGGGCGUCCCUAUCCUUGGUAUCUGUUAUGGCCUCCAGGAGAUCUGCUGGAAUUACAAGGGACAUGUAGCAAAAUGCGAUCAUCGCGAAUACGGGCUUGCAGAGGUUCAGAUUAGCAGGUUCAACGAAUCUGGGAACUCUGUCGAUGCCCUGUUUGAAGGCCUCGGCGAUCAGAUGCAGGUUUGGAUGUCGCACGGCGAUCAACUGUCUCUCAUACCUCCUGACUUCCAUGUCAUCGGACGGACGAGCACCGCUCCAUACGCCGCCAUUGCACAUAACUCUAAGCCAUUAUAUGGCAUUCAGUUCCAUCCAGAGGUAACACAUUCCCCUCAAGGCAGGCAACUCAUCGGUCGAUUUGUGCUGAACAUAUGCCAAUGCCAAGCAAAUUGGACAAUGGAGGAAUUUAUUGGCAAGGAGAUCGACCGCAUCCGCGAGAUAUGUGGUCAGAAAGGCCGUGUGAUUGGUGCAGUCAGCGGGGGCGUCGACAGCACCGUUGCAGCCAAGUUAAUGCACGAGGCAAUCGGCGACAGGUUUCACGCCAUCAUGGUGGACAACGGCGUGCUUCGUCUAAACGAAGCACAACAAGUCAACGAUAUGUUGAAUAAAGAUCUGGGGGUCAACCUGACCGUAGUGGAUGCUUCUGAGCUCUUCCUCUCCCGACUUGAUGGUGUCGAGGAUCCGGAGCAGAAACGCAAGAUUAUCGGGAAUACUUUCAUCAACGUCUUUGAGACAGAAGCAGCGAAGAUCGAGGAAGCUUCCGAGAAGGAAGAGAAUGGAGCAAAGGGCAAGAUCGAAUGGCUAUUGCAAGGAACCCUAUACCCAGAUGUUAUCGAGAGCAUCAGCUUUAAGGGCCCUAGUGCGACCAUAAAAACCCAUCACAAUGUCGGUGGGCUCCUCAAGGACAUGAAAUUGAAGUUAAUCGAACCCCUACGCGAGCUCUUCAAAGAUGAAGUUCGUGCGCUCGGGAGGCUCCUGUCGAUACCAGCACCUCUGGUUCAACGUCAUCCUUUCCCAGGUCCUGGUCUGGCUAUUCGGAUUUUGGGUCCUGUCACACGCGAACAAGUGAAAAUCCUGCAACAAGCCGAUCAUAUCUACAUCGAGGAGAUUCGCAAGGCGAACCUCUACAAUCAAAUCAGCCAGGCUAUGGCUAUCUUACUUCCUGUGAAGGCGGUUGGCGUGAUGGGUGACAAGCGCACGUACGAACAGGUAAUUGCUCUGAGAGCGGUGACGUCAGAAGACUUCAUGACUGCAGAUUGGUAUGCAUUCCCUCCCGAGAUUUUGCGUCGGAUAUCGUCCCGCAUCACAAACGAAGUGAGUGGGAUCAAUCGGGUCACUUAUGAUAUAUCUUCCAAGCCUCCUGCUACUGUGGAGUGGCUAUGAUUGCCGUGUCAAUGCGCAAAACAAUACACACAAUACAUAUGUUGGAGUUUAUCCAGGAAUAUAGAAGGUACAUACUAGAAUCGUAGCGGCUCUUGGCUGUGCCAGUCCCCGACUCCGCAUGAAGACACUAAGAUAAGACUCGCAAAUAAUUGUACACGAUGUUCAUAUCAUGAGCGCGAAUAUUACCGUCAAAGACUUUUUGUUGCAA
This is a messenger RNA of Suillus fuscotomentosus, 1853 nucleotides long. RefSeq lists its product as uncharacterized. Gene Ontology annotation, cellular component: cytosol. Gene Ontology annotation, biological process: GMP biosynthetic process. The transcript is spliced from 11 exons. The record is from RefSeq and is a predicted model, not a curated record. Lineage: Eukaryota; Fungi; Basidiomycota; Agaricomycetes; Boletales; Suillaceae. Bases 35 to 1645 code for a protein of 536 amino acids. Gene Ontology annotation, molecular function: GMP synthase (glutamine-hydrolyzing) activity; GMP synthase activity; ATP binding.